This is a messenger RNA of Mycosarcoma maydis (corn smut), 1332 nucleotides long. RefSeq lists its product as uncharacterized. The record is from RefSeq and is a predicted model, not a curated record. The coding region runs from base 1 to 1332 and encodes 443 amino acids. Gene Ontology annotation, biological process: siderophore biosynthetic process. Lineage: Eukaryota; Fungi; Basidiomycota; Ustilaginomycetes; Ustilaginales. The transcript has a single exon.
AUGUUGGCGUUGGCUCACAUGGCCUCGCCACAGACGAAAAAGGCGUCUGUGGUGGUCCAGCCUGGUGGCUAUCCAUUCAGUCUGCCAUGUGGUUCCAAGUUGACCAUUGUGGUCUCCCAUGAGAGAACCUCGUUGGAGGCUACCAAGACCAACACCAGCGACGAACCGACGCAACGUGUUAGGCACGUGAUCAAGCUUUCCUCGCACAGUCCGCACGAAUGGAUCGAUACCAAGAGCACGUUUGUGGUGGUCUCGCCGUGUCCACCGUAUGCUAGCGCAGCCGCAGAGCCAGAUACCAACAGCUUUGCGUUCCGAGCCCAACGCUGUGCUCAAGGCUCGCUGCAGUUAUCGUCGGAGGAAGGGGUGAUCGACUCGAGCCGUAUCUGGAAUUGGGUCAAUGUGUUCUUUGCUCUGUGGCCGCAACAGGAACAUAUGCUUUUGUGCACUGAAGGCCUACCAGCUUCGGUCAUAUCCUUUUUGGUCACGUCAAAGCUCGCUAUUCUGGACCCUUUGACUCUGUCGCCAUUCCCGAGGCAGAAUGGCAAGAUGUCCGUGCAUACUGGACGUCUACUCGUGUCGCGCGCUGCUUUUUGGCAGGGGCUUGGGUCGCCAACCGAUGGGUUCGCACCAUGGGUGCUGCCUCUGGCGGAUGCGGCUAUACGUACUGCUCUGACGUCGUCGAAUGCAGAGAUGGUUGCUUCUCCGCUGGCAGUACCGUUCAAGCCGCCUCCGUCGGCAGGUCCGAUCUACUCGCGCUUCAUUCCAGGUCUGGACUCUCACCUUACCUUUCGGAUCGCCUCAUCGACCAACGCCAAGGAUGUUGACCUCAUCACGGCGUGGCACGAUACCGAUCGCGUCAACGAGGGUUGGAGACAACGCUGCAGUCGUGAAGAGCAGCUUGCUGGGAUGCAAAAGGGCGAACAGAACGCGCACUGCCUUGGUCUGAUCGGCGAGUGGGACGGAGAAGCGUGGGGCUACGUCGAGAUCUACUACUCGAAGCACUCGAACCUGAUCGACUUUUACACGGCUGGGCGGCACGAUCGAGGGUUUCACGCGCUGGUAGGUGAUGAGCGCUUCCGUGGUCCACACAGGGUGAGGUCAUGGAUGGGAAGCUUGGUACAUCUCAUGUUCUUACUGGAUCCCUCGACGACGCAGUGCGUGUCGGAACCUCGAUUGUCCAACACCAAGAUGAUCCAAUACGAGAUGAUGGUAGGUGGCAAUGUGGAAAAGUGGAUCGAUUUUCUUCACAAGCGGGCGGCGCUGGUACAAUUUAGCAAGGAGAGGUUCUUCCAGUUGUGUCCGUUGGAGCCUCUGCCAGAACACCUGGCGUAG